GACGGCUUCGUCAAUCGCACCUUGCCUCACUUUGCCAAAGGCUCUCGAGAGCCCAAGGCCCGUGGAUUCGUGGCCAACAGUUUCUACAGUGGCUUGGAGCCGCCGGAGUUCUUCUUCCACACCAUGGGCGGACGAGAAGGUCUGGUAGAUACCGCUGUGAAGACUGCGGAGACAGGAUACAU
Durusdinium trenchii is the source of this 182-nucleotide messenger RNA. The record is from the annotation of a GenBank genome assembly. Lineage: Eukaryota; Dinophyceae; Suessiales; Symbiodiniaceae.